UUCUAAGGGUUUAGGGUUUGCUAGUUUUCCUGGGCGGGAGAUUAUGCCGCAGCCAAAGAAGCAGGGAUCGCCGGAUGUGGCAUCGUCUCCUCCCACCGGGGCUAGGUCGCCCGGUGCUGCUACGGAGCAAUCGGCUCAGAGAAAUGGCUCUUCCGAGGGGAGGAAAAUCUCCUCCGAGGACAUCCAACUGGUCCAGAAUCUUAUAGAGCGGUGCUUGCUACUUUACAUGAAUCGAAAGGAGGUUGUACACACUCUCCACGCCCAAGCAAAAGUGGAACCUGGUUUCACGAGCCUUGUCUGGAUGAAACUAGAAGAACAAAACCCCGACUUCUUCAAAGCAUACUACACUAGGUUGAAAUUGAAGCUGCACAUUGCGACUUUUAAUCAUUUGUUGGACCAACAGGCCGAGCUGAGGAGGAAACUGGGUCUGCUUCCUCAAGUUUAUCCAUCACAAGUUUCUCAGAUGAUACCAACGCAGCCAUCACACUUAAGACACCCGGCCUCGCAAAACUUAGAACAUUCGACACACAGGGAUUCAUCGGCUAUGGAGCUGGCUACUGCUCCCGGCGAGCUCAACUCUACGGCAGACGUUCUCUUCUCUUUUGGGACAUCGGCGGAGCUGCCAGGCAUGGGGCUCGACUCCAGCUUUGUGCACCAAGAGCCACAGCCCAUGGAAAGCUUGCAAAGCGAUGGAGAUGGAAUGAGCACCCGAGACUCUCUCUCGUCGCUCUCUCAGUUGCCACGGAACUUUAGCUUGUCGGACUUGACAGCCGACUUGGGACCGAACAGCCGGUUUCCCAGGAACUUCAGUCUAUCGGAUCUUACGGCUGAUUUAGGAGCGGAUUUUGGAGCUCUAGGAAACUACACUUCACCAUUUGUCUCGGACGAAGCUUAUCUUCACUCUCCAAAGAGUGGGGGCUUCGACGAAGAACCAAUGCUGGAAUUUGGAGAUUGAUUCUUACUCUUGAAUUGUACGAAUGUAACAUGUGUAGACCAUAUCAUCCACCACAAUUCCUGGUUUGUAUAGAAAGGUUUGAUUUUUUUUGUU
Molecule: messenger RNA, 1048 nt
Organism: Selaginella moellendorffii
Lineage: Eukaryota; Viridiplantae; Streptophyta; Lycopodiopsida; Selaginellales; Selaginellaceae
Exons: 8
Coding region: 44-955 (303 amino acids)
Source: RefSeq, a predicted model, not a curated record